CGUUUAUACAUAUAUAUAAGCAUCAUGUUUAACGAACGAAAUACGUAGUUCUCCUUUUUAAAAAAUGAUGUUAAAUUAAAUAAUGGUAUGUAAUGGCACAAAUAUACCCUUCUAAAUUCUUUCCCUAUUUAAUGAAUCUAAUGUUAUAAAAUAACUAAAAUGACAUUAGAAAACAGAGGUUAUCGAUAUAAAAUAACAAGAAAGGAAGAAACUAAGGAAGUCAGAUUGGCAUCUCGGAACAAAAAUAAUAGAAAUAGGGAGCAAAAUCCUCUACGACGCCAUGAUCAGAAAUCAACGGUUUCCGAUUUGGUGUAUAAAUAUUUAAGGAAGAUCGCGUACACCGAUAGCGUUCGAAAACAACGUAAUAAUGCAUGUAAUAGAUUUCGAAAAAGAAACGCAAGAAAGAGAAACAUCCAUUCGCGCAGAAACUCAAAUACAGAUAACAGAUUAAGAUCUUAUGUAAGUGAAGCACUUUCUUUCGCGGUGCAUUCUGGUUAUUUAAUCCCCAUCGAUCGUACCGGAAGAUUUCUACAACUUUCCCCAUGUUUGACACUAUUUUCAACGAAAAAUAAAAAUAAUACGUAUAAACUAAUAAAAAGGAAAAGAUUUGAUUGUUCAUCAAGUGAAACGAACCGAUGGAAGCGUUACAGUUAACAGUUGAACUGUAAACGAAACUGGUCGAUAGAUGCACGGUCUACGAGCGAGAUAAACGGUUUUGCAGUUGCCUUGAAACGCGAUCGUGUCUCACGCGAGACACAAUUUUCGCCUACACCGGCUGUUUCGCUCUGUUUGACGCAGAACUAACCCUUGGGAACAGACCUGUUUCAGCGUGGUUCGCACCUGAGCGUAAAGGUCACCAUCGUCGUGAUAAGUUGCUUGAAUAUAAUCGACGAUAUCCUCUGCGGUGGAUGUCGGUAGCAGACGAUCUUCUCUGCGCUGCAACAACCUCAUCGCCUCCAUCACGCGCAAGGAGAACCUCGAAGAGUUUUCUGCGAUGCGCAUACACUCGCAGAGUCUCUGCAAAAAGAAAGAAAUUG
Molecule: messenger RNA, 1037 nt
Organism: Bombus impatiens (common eastern bumble bee)
Lineage: Eukaryota; Metazoa; Arthropoda; Insecta; Hymenoptera; Apidae
Exons: 4
Coding region: 160-654 (164 amino acids)
Source: RefSeq, a predicted model, not a curated record